UCGGCGUAUGUGAUUGGGUGCUGCUCGUUUCCGGUUAAAAACGGCUUCCGGUAGCCAUGUUCUUCCUAACGCUGGUUCACCCGUUCGCUCCGUGCAGUAGAGUCGGUAGAGUCGUGUACCUCGCAGACGCAUACACGCUGCAGCGCGGGGGAUUGCUUCUUCUCACUGUCUUCUGCCUGUGCAUAGGAUUUGCUACGGUCGACACGAGCAUUCUCGUAAAUGCCUGCUUGUUGCGCCUUCGGGUGCUCCACCCAGUCGGGAAAAGGGUUGGCUCUCUUUUCUGUGCCUCUUGGAAAGCACGACAAGACAAGGCGUAAAGCGUGGUUGCACAGAAUAGGACGGAAGAACUUCAAGCCGACUAAGUCGAGCAAGCUGUGCGAGCGUCAUUUCACUGAUGACCAGUUCGAGCAAACCAUCUUAAGAAGCUUUGGAACAAAAAAACUCAAAUGUUCUGCUGUGCCAUCUAUAUUUUCCCACCGGCCAGAGAAGCGCCCUAGGAAAGCACCACACCCUCGAGGCGCUGGCAAGCAGACAGUAAUGUAUCCUGCUAUUGUUCCACUUCCUGGCUCUGAUAUGUUGCAACCGGCUGCUGGAGUUGUGCCUACUCCUGGUAAGUUGAUACGCAGUGAUGAAAUUCGCAGUGCAGUGUAUAGCACAAAGUUCAUGGAAACUGUGGCUAUAGUGGCAUUUCUUGCUGGUAACACAUUACAACCCAGCGUAGAAACUGCGCCACACUCUGCCAUUGAGCUAGGGGUGUAG
Molecule: messenger RNA, 759 nt
Organism: Rhipicephalus sanguineus (brown dog tick)
Lineage: Eukaryota; Metazoa; Arthropoda; Arachnida; Ixodida; Ixodidae
Product: THAP domain-containing protein 1-like
Exons: 3
Coding region: 220-759 (179 amino acids)
Source: RefSeq, a predicted model, not a curated record